Messenger RNA from Entamoeba dispar SAW760, 756 nucleotides. RefSeq names its product ubiquitin-activating enzyme E1, putative. The record is from RefSeq and is a predicted model, not a curated record. The transcript has a single exon. NCBI's taxonomy places the organism in Eukaryota, Evosea, Mastigamoebida, Endamoebidae. Gene Ontology annotation, molecular function: ubiquitin-like modifier activating enzyme activity; tRNA threonylcarbamoyladenosine dehydratase activity. Gene Ontology annotation, biological process: cyclic threonylcarbamoyladenosine biosynthetic process. The coding region runs from base 1 to 756 and encodes 251 amino acids.
AUGAAUGGUAUUUGUACUAUGCUUUCUCAAGAACAACGAAAUUCUUUAAAGUCAAAACAUAUAUUGAUUGUUGGUCUUGGAGGUGUUGGUUCAUAUACUGCUGAAAUUCUUGCACGAUGUGGAAUUGGUCAUUUAACCAUUGUUGAUGCUGAUACAAUUUCUGUCUCAAAUAUUAAUCGUCAACUUCCUGCCAUUCCUUCAACAGUCGGUCAAUCUAAAGUAGGUAUUGUUAAACAAAGACUUGAAAGAAUUAAUCCAGAAAUUGAAGUAAAAACAGUUGUAGAAUUUUUAGAGAAUGAAAGAAUUCAUGAAUUGGUUUCAUCAGGAUUUGAUUAUGUUGUAGAUGCAAUUGAUAGUGUUUCUCCAAAAGUGUUUUUGAUUAAAAACGUAAUGGAAGCUAAAAUUCCUUUGGUAUCUUCUAUGGGUGCAGGUGGAAGAUUUGAUCCAACAAAAAUUCAAAUUGCUGAUAUUUCCUUAAGCCACAAAGAUAAUUUAACUCGUCUUGUUCGUUACAGAUUACAUAAACAUGGUAUUCGUUCAGGAUUUAAUUGUGUGUUUAGUUCAGAAGAACCUGAUAGAGCUGCUUUGAUGUUUCAUCAAGAACGUUUUAAAAAGUCAUCUUUUGGAACACUUUCUUAUAUUACUUCAAUGUUUGGAAUUAAAUGUGCUGAAUCUGUCAUCCGUGAUUUAAUUGGUCAUCCAGUUGUCAAUGUUGAAAUGGAAAGACCUUGGGAAGAGAAUAACCCACAUAAGUAA